Strongylocentrotus purpuratus (purple sea urchin) is the source of this 1028-nucleotide messenger RNA. Its product is annotated as procollagen C-endopeptidase enhancer 1-like. Bases 57 to 347 code for a protein of 96 amino acids. The transcript is spliced from 2 exons. Lineage: Eukaryota; Metazoa; Echinodermata; Echinoidea; Camarodonta; Strongylocentrotidae. The record is from RefSeq and is a predicted model, not a curated record.
ACUCUCCAUCGGGAACGUUUACCAGUCCACAUUACCCAGCUAACUACCAUAAGAAUAUGAACUGCGAGUACCUUGUUUCGACCACGGAUGAAAAUAAAGUAAUGCAACUGUCCUUUGAAGUUUUCGAUAUCGAGUCCGAUCGCCUCUGUGGCCAAGAUUCGCUCACGGUAUAUGAUGGAACAAGCACGAGCGAUCCUCGGCUAGCGAUUUUGUGUCGUGACACGAUUCCUGAGAGCUUGCUGAGCACUGGCAGGAGCUUGUUCCUCGUCUUCAAAAGUGAUCACUAUGGUAGUGGACAGGGCUUUUCUGCAUCAUACCAAGCUGUGGAGAGCGGAGGAGGGUACUAAGCAAGGAAGGAUCACAGCAAGAGUUAAAACUAACCUUAAUAUUUGAAAACAUCUAUCAUCAGAAAAAAAUGUUACAAUUGAUUGAGUACAAUACCUUGAUUCUUUAACGUCAGAGGUUCCAAAUAGCCGACAUUUGUAGGCGGAGGCGAUUGAAACAUAUUCUAUGUUUUUGAGGUUUUAUGAUGCACAGUUAAUUUGUGCAAUCAUUUAGCACAACAAAUAAACAUACAGUUCUAUAAUCAAUUAUGGGCAUAUUUUAAGAUUUCCAAGCCUCGACAUUGAGAAUUUGUUGAGAUAUAGCGUAAAAAGUAUACCAUUUUAUUGGCAGUUUCAAAUAAACCCAUUUUUAUGAAUUUACUGCAUUUUUUCGCUAACAGUAUCAAAUAUUGAAAUAUUCCGCUACAGAUUCCUCACAAAAACUGUAUAAUUAUGAAUGUCAGGAUACACACAACUUUAUGUUGCCAAGCCCGAGGGUGUUAUGUAUGCUUAAAAAUUUAUCUACUUUUAUUUUCCCGCUUUCUUUAGCAUAAUAUUAUAAGAUAUUCCGGUCAUAUGAAUAGUGAAUGAGCUUAAAAGAGUUAUAGAAUAGUAUAAGAAUCAUCAUUACGCAUAAAGAUGAAUAUUAUCAUUUUGCUUUAAAACACGCAUAAUCACUGGAUUAAAAUUAAAGACGCAUAUUCA